Messenger RNA from Salarias fasciatus (jewelled blenny), 2898 nucleotides. It is a transcript of the gene cnnm3, whose product is annotated as cyclin and CBS domain divalent metal cation transport mediator 3. Gene Ontology annotation, cellular component: plasma membrane. The record is from RefSeq and is a predicted model, not a curated record. Gene Ontology annotation, biological process: transport; magnesium ion homeostasis. Lineage: Eukaryota; Metazoa; Chordata; Actinopteri; Blenniiformes; Blenniidae. Gene Ontology annotation, molecular function: transmembrane transporter activity. The transcript is spliced from 12 exons. Bases 37 to 2286 code for a protein of 749 amino acids.
CAUGACCCGCGCGGAGCCAGGCUGACCAAUUCCAAUAUGGUGGCCAGCUUGGCAGGUCUACGGUUCCUGUUGAUGGUAUUGUUGUUGUGCGGGAUCAGGUACGGCUCCUGCGGCCAGGAGGCCACCCAGGUCCUCGGGCUGCGGCUGGAGGACCCGGCGGGUCCGGUGUGCAUGAAGGACCGGAUCAUCUCUGCGCCAGAAGGAGCCACGUUCAAGCUCCGUCUCUUCGUGGCGGAUCUGAAUGAAAGCUGGCCGUGGGUGGCGUUCUCUGGGGCGCCCGGCGGGGCGGCCGCGGGGGUCGGAGAUGCGCCCGACCCGUGCGAGGACGAGUCCGCGCGCAAGGAGUCCGCCUUCCGGGUGACGGGCAACUUCGUGCCGGACGAGCCGCACAGCGGGCUGCUGACGGUGGUGGUCGCGCGGGGGAGGGUCCCCGCGGCGGGGGGCGUGCAGACCUACCACCACCUGUGCGCGCGGAGGGGAGACAGGUGGGAGUCCGUGGGCUCGGACCGGCUGCGGAUCAGCCCUGACGGGGGGCCGCCCCCGGACCACAUCCCGCCGUGGGGGCUGGCCGUGCUGGUGGUGCUGCUGCUGCUGCUGUGCGCCGUGCUGAGGACCGUGAACCUCAGCCUGCUGUGGCUCGACCCGGUGGAGCUGUACGUGCUGCACAGCUGCGGCUCCGAGGAGGAGAAGAGGGCCGCCAAGCGCCUGGAGCCCAUCCGGAGGAGGGGCAACUUCAUGGCCUGCUCCCUGCUCUUCCUCUGCGCUCUGGGACACUCGGUCCUCGGCGUCCUGCUCUACCGGGCGCUGGGCUCCAUCCUGUCCGCCGUCUUCACCAGCGGCGUCCUGAUCUUCUUCCUGGCCGAGCUGGCCCCCCACGUCCUGUGCUCCGGCUACGGCUUCCAGCUGGCCCCGGCGCUGACCUGGCUGGCCCAGGUCUGCAUGGUGCUCACCUGCCCCCUGUCCUGCCCUCUGGGCCUCAUCCUGGACCUGGGCCUGAGGAGGGACAUCAGCACCUGCGGGAUCCGGGAGAGGACCAUGGAGAUGAUCCGCACCAGCGUCAACGACCCCUACAGCGAGUUCGUGAAGGAGGAGUUCAGCCGGGGGGCGCUGCGCAGCAAGACGGUGGAGGACAUCCUGACGCCGCUCAAGGACUGCUUCAUGCUGCCCAGCUCGGCCGUCCUCGACUUCUCCACCAUGUCCGAGAUCAUGCAGAGCGGAUACACCCGGGUGCCCAUCUACGAGGAGGAGAGGUCAAACAUUGUGGAGAUCCUGUACGUGAAGGAUUUGGCGCUGGUGGAUCCGGAGGACUGCACCCCCAUGACGACCAUCACCAAGUUCUACAACCACCCGCUGCACUUCGUCUUCAACGACACCAAGCUGGACGCCAUGCUGGAGGAGUUCAAGAAAGGUAACUCUCACAUGGCCAUCGUGCAGAAAGUGAACAACGAGGGCGAGGGCGACCCGUUCUACGAGGUUCUGGGUCUGGUCACCCUGGAGGACGUCAUCGAGGAGAUCAUUAAAUCGGAGAUCCUGGACGAGUCCGACGGAUACCUGGACCGGAAGGUGAAGCGCCCCCUCACCCCUCUGGAGAUCCCGCUGGAGCCGCGCAGCGCCCACGAGGAGUUCUCGCUCUUCAAGCCCCCGGAAGGAGAACCAAAGAUCCGGACGUCACCGCAGCUGCUGCUGGCCACGCACCGCUUCCUCUCCAGAGAGGUGGAGCACUUCAGUCCGGCCCGAGUGUCGGAGAAAGUCCUCUUCCACCUGCUGCGUCACCCCAGCGUCAACCAGGAAGUCCACUUUGACCCCAGCAACCGGCUGAGCGCGGGCCACUACCUGUACACCCGCAACCACCCGGUGGACUACUUCAUCCUGCUGCUGCAGGGUCGCGUGGAGGUGGAGAUCGGCAAGGAGGGGCUGAAGUUUGAGAACGGCGCUUUUACGUACUACGGCGUGUCGGCGCUGACGCUGCCAUCUUCAGUGCAUCAGUCUCCGGUGUCGACCCAGCGUCACUCCCCCAGGGACCCGUUCGAGUCCGGCGAGGCCACCAGCCCGUCCAGCUACUGUCCCGACUACACCGUCCGAGCGCUGACCGACCUUCAGCUGAUACGGGUGACCCGUCUGCAGUAUCUGAACGCCCUCAUGGCGUCUCGCGUCGGCCAGAGCCCCGACCCCCCCGAGAUCAAGAUCCUCCCCAACAGUCAGACCAAGCUGCUGAACGACAGAAACACCACGCAAGAGUUCCCUGUAAACUUUUCAUUCUUUGACACCAUUGAGAACUACUGUUAGGCUUUCUUUUGCAUGAGGUGACAGCCGAGCCCAGGAGAGCUCCACAGAAGAGGAGGCUCAUGGGUAGCGACCUUUCCCCCUGCCCACUGUAAAAACAACAAUAAUAGAGAAAAUAGUGCAGGUUUUUUUUUUUUUGUUUAUUUGUUUUUAUUGACGAAUCAUCUAUGGCUGGAACGUAGUAAAUAUCGGACAAAACUGGAGGGAGAGUGAUUUUUUUUUAUUUUUAUCUGUCUAUUGUGUAGAUCUUCUCAUCUCCAUCACCAUUCCUCUCUGUGCUCUCCAUUCCUCCGGUCUUAUUUUCUACCGGUUGUUUGUACAUAUAGAUAUAUCUAAAUAUUGAUUCUAUGGCGUGGCUUGAAGAAGUGGGCGAGCCCCGUUUUAAAUGACUCCUGCAUGAGUUUUAACCUGAAACUCCAAAAGCGCUUCUCAGAACCGGGCCGAAAUAAAACCCCCCCAAACGUUCGACUUUUAAUCUGCAGAGCGAAGACAAGGCCAAAGGACUCCCUCGCCGCUUCCUGCCGCCGUGUCUGAAUAAAUCCCUUUUAUUUUUCAUUUGGCGGUGCCUUUCUUCCUGGAUUAAACCCGCUAUGUUACCAUUCCUCACUUCUCACC